Messenger RNA from Beta vulgaris subsp. vulgaris (sugar beet), 3116 nucleotides. RefSeq names its product cryptochrome-1. The coding region runs from base 577 to 2664 and encodes 695 amino acids. The transcript has 6 exons. The record is from RefSeq and is a predicted model, not a curated record. Gene Ontology annotation, cellular component: nucleus; cytoplasm. Gene Ontology annotation, molecular function: DNA binding; FAD binding; blue light photoreceptor activity. Lineage: Eukaryota; Viridiplantae; Streptophyta; Magnoliopsida; Caryophyllales; Amaranthaceae. Gene Ontology annotation, biological process: blue light signaling pathway; entrainment of circadian clock by photoperiod; circadian regulation of gene expression.
UGUGAAAAAGUUCCUAUCCAUGUGAGAAAAUACUAGAAAGAAGCAACUCGAAGAAAAAAAGAUUUUGGUUCUUCUGCAACUGGGAUAACAAAGAAAUGUAAGAGGAAAGAAUAUUAAUUUCAAUAAAAAAAAAAAAAAAAAUUUGUAGAAACAUAAAAAGUUGUGGUUGCAAUUUGCCUAUCAAUUUUCUCUGUAUGCCCACUCAAGUAAGAGUAGUAACCUAUCCUCAACCUUCAUCAACCUGGCCUAUAACCCAUUUUCUCUCUCCUCUCUCCAUGUGGAGUGACCCUUGAAUUAUAGUACUAUUGCUUUCAUGUUUUAAGCCCCCCAAAAUCAUAUAACCAUAAUUUUCAACUCUCAAACAUCUUGAUUAGGAAAUUAUUCAAUCAUUUUUCUACAUCAAACAAAAAAAAAACCCACCUAAUUAUAUAAUAAAUACCAUCCUAAAUUCAGCAUACAUACCAAAAAAGUCUUCAAUUAUUACAUAUCAUUAAUAACUAUAUUUUUAUAUAUUAUGCUCAUAUUUGAUAAAAAUCAGAGAUAAAGUAAAUAUUUUUCUGACAACAACAAAAAAAAAUGGAAGGAAAUGGGUGUAGUAUAGUUUGGUUUAGAAGGGAUCUGAGGGUUGAAGAUAAUCCAGCACUUGCAGCAGGAGUAAGAGCAGGUGCAGUAAUUUGUGUAUUUAUAUGGGCACCUGAAGAAGAAGGUCAUUAUUAUCCAGGAAGAGUUUCAAGGUGGUGGCUUAAAAAUAGUUUAGCUCAACUUGAUUCAUCUUUGCGCAGUCUUGGUACUUGUCUUAUCACCAAGAGAUCUACUGAUAGUGUUUCAUCUCUUCUUGAGGUUGUUAAGUCAACUGGUGCAUCUCAGAUCCUGUUUAAUCAUUUAUAUGAUCCUCUGUCACUUGUUAGAGAUCACCGUGCAAAGGAAGUUUUAACAGCAAAUGGUGUAUCAGUGCGGUCCUUUAAUGCAGAUUUGCUGUAUGAACCUUGGGAAGUUGUGGAUGAAAGAGGCCAACCAUUUACUACCUUUACUUCUUUCUGGGAAAAAUGCCUUGGCAUGCCUUUUGAUCCUGACGCUCCACUUCUUCCUCCUAAGAGGAUAAUCUCUGGAGAUGUGUCAAAGUGUCCAUCAGACACAUUGGUGUUUGAAGAUGAAUCGGAGAGGGGAAGCAAUGCUUUACUUGCUCGAGCAUGGUCACCUGGCUGGAGCAAUGCUGAUAAGGCUCUCACCACUUUCAUCAAUGGAGCAUUGAUCGAGUACGCAAAGAAUCGUAGAAAGGCAGAUAGUGCGACAACCUCCUUUCUCUCUCCUCAUUUGCAUUUUGGAGAGGUCAGUGUACGAAAGGCCUUCCACCUAGUGCGCAUUAAGCAGGUCUCAUGGGCAAAUGAAGGGAACACAGCUGGUGAUGAGAGUUGCAAUUUGUUUCUCAAAUCUAUUGGUUUGAGAGAAUAUUCAAGGUAUAUGAGCUUCAACCAUCCAUAUAGCCACGAAAGACCUUUACUUGGGCACCUCAAGUUCUUCCCUUGGGUGGUAGACGAAGGCUAUUUCAAGGCAUGGAGACAAGGUAGAACAGGCUAUCCUUUGGUUGAUGCUGGCAUGAGAGAGUUAUGGGCAACUGGCUGGCUACAUGAUAGGAUACGAGUUGUUGUCUCCAGCUUCUUUGUUAAGGUUCUGCAACUUCCAUGGAGGUGGGGUAUGAAAUACUUCUGGGAUACCCUUUUGGAUGCAGAUCUCGAAAGUGACGCCCUUGGGUGGCAAUAUAUUACGGGUACUCUCCCUGAUGCCCGUGAGUUUGACAGAAUUGAUAAUCCUCAGUUUGAAGGCUACAAAUUUGAUCCUAAUGGAGAAUAUGUAAGGCGCUGGCUCCCUGAACUAGCAAGGCUACCGACUGAAUGGAUCCAUCAUCCAUGGGAUACUCCGGAAUCUGUACUACAAGCUGCAGGGGUAGAGUUGGGAUCGAAUUACCCUCUUCCCAUUGUAGAAAUUGAUGCAGCAAAAGCAAGACUUCAAGAAGCACUCACAAGGAUGUGGGAGCUGGAAGCAGCUCACAGGGCUGCUGUUGAAAAUGGGACAGAAGAAGGGCUCGGUGAUUCUGCAGAAACAGAUCCCAUUGAAUUUCCACAAGAUUUACAAAUGGAUAUUGAUCGUGAACCAGUGAGAAUUAAUAACCAUAGUGUGAUUAACCGACGUCAUGAGGACCAGAUGGUCCCAAGCAUCACCUCAACCUUGUUUAGGGUUGAAGAUUAUGAAACUUCUUCAGAUGUUCAGCAACAAUCAGUGGAACAGGGAAGAGCAGAGGUUCCAAGAAAUCUGAAUGGACAUCAGGAACGAGAGCCACUAAACCAAGGAGCUUUACUUGCUCAGCGAAGAAAUAAUGCCAUUGCUCCACCACAGGUUAACAUCACAUUUGGGCUGCAGAAUAUAGAAAUAGAGGAGUCUACAGCUGAUUCAAGUUCUAUUAGUGGUGGUAGCCGAAGUAGUGGGGUGGUUCCUGUUUGGUCUCCCUCAAGUUCUACCUUUGCAGAUCAGUAUCUAAAUGAUGAAACAGCAAUAGGACCCAAUUCCUCAUUCUUGCAGAGGCAUCCACAGUCUCACGAAUUGGUGAAUUGGAGACGACUUUCUCAAACCGGGACAUUGCUGGAAAAGAAACAUGGAAUACAGUAAAUGGAAAAUAAGGAUUAGGAGAAGGUUGUUAAGUUGAGAUGAUUUUGGGGAGAACGCCCGAAGAUAGAAUACUGUAUAUCCUGAUACUAAAGACAAGUCAUAUGGGAGCGAGGACUUGUUAUGUUUCUGCACAUCCCAUUUAUCAGCUGAAAGCAGACAUCGUCCUGAUGUCAUGAAAUUUGAAAGGUCGAUUCAUAUCUGCAGCUAUGCAUAAUGCCAUUCUGGUUUAUUGAUAUCGACACUUCUGCUUAUGAGUUAUGCCAUUGUAGCUUGUACCAUUAUAGUGUGUAGUUUUGCUGUAUAGUUGUAGUGUCCUUUGCGAAGGGAGAGAAGAGUCGAGUUGUUACAGGGAUGUGUAGCCUCGAAUAAGUCCCAUGCUUGUCCAAUUUCAUUAUGUGAAAUAUAUUUGCUACUAUCGUCAGUAAUGGUGUUUAUGGUGCUUGGUCCUCUCA